Messenger RNA from Ustilaginoidea virens, 1302 nucleotides. RefSeq lists its product as uncharacterized. The coding region runs from base 1 to 1302 and encodes 433 amino acids. Lineage: Eukaryota; Fungi; Ascomycota; Sordariomycetes; Hypocreales; Clavicipitaceae. The transcript is spliced from 2 exons. Gene Ontology annotation, molecular function: cyclin-dependent protein serine/threonine kinase activator activity. Gene Ontology annotation, cellular component: nucleus; cyclin/CDK positive transcription elongation factor complex. The record is from RefSeq and is a predicted model, not a curated record. Gene Ontology annotation, biological process: positive regulation of DNA-templated transcription, elongation; regulation of transcription by RNA polymerase II.
AUGGCCAGCAUCGACCGCUACCGGCCUCCUCGCGAGGGCUAUCAACCCCCGAGCCUGCCUGGAAACAGUGUGCCAGGCAACAGCCAUGCCGAGGCACCGUCGCGCUCUCCUCAACAGCGAGAUGUGCCCCCAGCAGCUCCGACCCCGCCUCAGCAUAGUGCGCGCACGUCUCCUCCGAGGCCGCAGGCCGAGAACUCGCCUGCUCGACAGUCGCCAGUCGCUCAGCCUCGCCGCAACGGGCAGGCGGCAGUGGCGAACCAGUGGUUCUUCAGCCCCGACGAGGCUCAGAGCACGCCCAGCGUCAUUGAUGGAAUCUCGCCGUCGGAGGAAAGGCUUCGGCGGGCCAAAGGCGUCAAUUUCAUAUACCAAGCCGGCGUGAUGCUGGAUCUGCCCCAAAUCACGCUGUGGGUCGCCGGUGUCUUCUUCCACAGGUUCUUCAUGCGGUUCAGCAUGAUACAAGAGAAAGGUGGCAUUCAUCAUUACAAUAUCGCUGCGACGGCGCUGUUUCUUGCCAACAAGGUCGAAGAAAAUUGCCGGAAAACAAAGGACAUCAUCAUUGCUGUUGCCAAGGUGGCGCAGAAGAACGCAAAGCUCAUCAUUGACGAGCAAAGCAAGGAAUACUGGCGGUGGCGAGAUAGCAUCCUGACCUACGAGGAAGUGAUGCUGGAGCAGCUGACUUUUGACCUCAUGAUUGACAACCCGUAUCGAAACCUCUUCGAGCUGCUCGGUCGGCUCGACAUUGUCCACAACAAACAUCUCAGGCAGGCCGCCUGGACCUUUUGCAAUGACGCUUGCUUGACAGCGAUCCCUCUUGUCAUUGAAGCGCGAGAUGUUGCCAUUGGCGCCAUCUUCUUCGCCAGCGUCCACACGAAUCAGCAGAUUGACGACGUCGACGGCGAGCCGUGGUGGAAAUUCCUGAACGGUGACGAAGGACUCUGCACAAAGGCGAUUGAGAUGAUGCAUCAGUUCUACGUUGAGAAUCCGCUUAGAAAGCAGAAUCCGUCGCUGCCGUCGCCUGCUUUUGAUCUGGAGAACACACGGCGACGCGGAGACACUCUCACAAGCCAACCCGACACGCUCUCUUCCAACGGCACACCCAUGGAAGUCGACCGGGCCAGCCGGAGUCGAAGCCCAGCGCCCAGAGCCAACGGCACCGACCACGGCGACGCAAGUACCCUGAGGUCGCCCACUAAGAGAAAAGACCCGGAUUCUGAACCUGCGACCGAUCGUGAGAGGGCGGAAAAGCGAGCCAAGGUGUCUGAACAGGAAGGCGAGUUAGUGGAGGAUGAAGCCAGUGGAUAA